AUGUCCCUGCCCACACUGUGGCAGCUGGCCAUGCAGAGCCUGCUAGAGGACCAGGCCUUGGCCAUCUCUGCUCUGGACGUCCUUCCCUUGGAUCUCUUCUCCACGCUGUUCAGAGAGGUGGUUGCCAAGAGACGCAUGGAGGUGCUGAAGGCCAUGGUGCAGGCCUGGCCCUUUGCCUGCCUCCCCCUGGGGGCCCUGGUGGGCUCAGCUGACCUGGAGAUCUUACAAGUCACCCUGGAGGGCCUUGAGGUGCUGCUGGAGGAGGGAGCGGGGCCCAGAUGCAAACUGCAAGUGUUAGAUCUGCAGAAUAUGUCCCUGAACAUCUGGACCUCAGGGUACAUAGCAAUGUCUCAAGCCUGCUCAGCAGCCGCCCUGAGUGACAAGCCAGCAGCCAAUCACUGUACAGACCUGAGGGAGGAGCCCCCCUUCAGGAUAUUCAUGGAUGUCACCAUUAGUGAUGGCCCCUGGGAUUGUGUGCUGGCCCACUUGCUCCAGUGGGUGAAGACAAGAAGAGGCCAGGUUCAGCUGUGCUCUAAGAAGCUGCAGGUUCUGUUUGCCUCCACCUGUCAAAUACAAAGCACUCUUGGAUUGCUUCAUCUGGACUCCAUCCAGGAGCUGGUCGUGGAUGAUUUCUGGCAUCACAAAACACUGGAAAGUAUGGUUCCUUAUCUGGGCCAGAUGAAGAACCUUCGCAAGCUUUCUCUUGCUAAGAUGAAAAUGGAAUGUUGUUCUUGCGUUGUGGAGAAUUUACACAGAUACCUGUCCCGAAUCCUGCUGCAGAGAAAUCAUCAAAUUAAUGAACGAGAAGGCUUCUUCCUUCAUGAGAACCUGGAGAAGGUCUUCAGCCCCAGCACACUGAGCACCAUGUCCCUGCCCACACUGUGGCAGCUGGCCAUGCAGAGCCUGCUGGAGGACCAGGCCUUGGCCAUCUCUGCUCUGGACGUCCUUCCCUUGGAUCUCUUCUCCACGCUGUUCAGAGAGGUGGUUGCCAAGAGACGCAUGGAGGUGCUGAAGGCCAUGGUGCAGGCCUGGCCCUUUGCCUGCCUCCCCCUGGGGGCCCUGGUGGGCUCAGCUGACCUGGAGAUCUUACAAGUCACCCUGGAGGGCCUUGAGGUGCUGCUUGAGCAGGGAGCGGGGCCCAGAUGCAAACUGCAAGUGUUAGAUCUGCAGAAUAGGUCCCUGAACAUCUGGACCUCAGGGUACAUAGCAAUGUCUCAAGCCUGCUCAGCAGCAGCCCUGACUGACAAGCCAGCAGCCAAUCACUGUGCAGACCUGAGGGAGGAGCCCCCCUUCAGGAUAUUCAUGGAUGUCACCAUCAGUGAUGGCCCCAGGGAUUGUGUGCUGGCCCACUUGCUCCAGUGGGUGGAGACGAGAAGAGACCAGGUUCAGCUGUGCUCUAAGAAGCUGCAGGUUCUGUUUACAUCCACCCCUGGCUCCACCUGUCAAAUACAAAGCACUCUUGGAUUGCUUCAUCUGGACUCCAUCCAGGAGCUGGUCGUGGAUGAUUUGUGGCAUCACAAAACAUUGGAAAAUAUGGUUCCUUAUCUGGCCCAGAUGAAGAACCUUCGCCAACUUUCUUUGGCUAAGAUGAAAAUGGAAUGUUGUUCUUGCAUCUUGGAGAAUUUACUCAAAUACUUGUCUGAGAUGGUGCUGCAUAGAAAUCGCCAAAUUAAUGAAGGAGAAGGAUUCUUCUCUUAUGAGAUUCUGGAGAAGGUCUUCAGGACCCUCAAGCCUCUGACCACUCUGUCUUUGAUUUCAAGUCCACUGAAUGAAGCAGACCUGAGGUGUCUGUCCCUGUGUCCCUGCACCAGUCAGCUCAAGCACCUGCGUCUCAGGACUGUAAAUUUGGGUGACUUGUGUCCUGGGGCCCUCCGAGCUCUGCUGGAGAGAGUGUCUGGCACCCUGGAGGCCCUGGCCUUAGAGCACUGUGGGAUCACUGAGGCCCAGAUCUCUGCCAUCCUUCCCAGCCUGAGCCAGUGCUGCCAGCUGAGCUUCUUCAGCAUCUAUGGGAACCGCAUGUCCUUGGCUGCCCUGCAGAACCUGCUGAGCCACACAGCCAGGCUGAGGCAGUUACAGCGAGGGCUGUAUCCGGCCCCUGUGGAGAGCUAUGACCACGAGUGUUUGUUGUAUGGAUGCAGAGUCAACAGGGAACGAUUUGCCCAGGUUUGUGUGAACUUGGUCCAGAUCCUGAGGAACCUCCAGCCAGUCCAUAAGGUCCAGGUCUGCACUUACUCAUGCAUAGGCUGUAAGAAGAACCAGUUCUAUAGCCUGGCACCCAGUGUGAGGAACAUCUCCUGGGUGGAAGAGCAGCCCUGGGAGUCUCUCAGAGCCAGCCUUGGCCCCAGCACACUGAGCACCAUGUCCCUGCCCACACUGCGGCAGCUGGCCAUGCAGAGCCUGCUAGAGGACCAGGCCUUGGCCAUCUCUGCUCUGGACGUCCUUCCCUUGGAUCUCUUCUCCACGCUGUUCAGAGAGGUGGUUGCCAAGAGACGCAUGGAGGUGCUGAAGGCCAUGGUGCAGGCCUGGCCCUUUGCCUGCCUCCCCCUGGGGGCCCUGGUGGGCUCAGCUGACCUGGAGAUCUUACAAGUCACCCUGGAGGGCCUUGAGGUGCUGCUGGAGCAGGGAGCGGGGCCCAGAUGCAAACUGCAAGUGUUAGAUCUGCAGAAUAGGUCCCUGAACAUCUGGACCUCAGGGUACAUAGCAAUGUCUCAAGCCUGCUCAGCAGCAGCCCUGACCGACAAGCCAGCAGCCAAUCACUGUACAGACCUGAGGGAGGAGCCCCCUUUCAGGAUAUUCAUGGAUGUCACCAUUAGUGAUGGCCCCUGGGAUUAUGUGUUGGUCCACUUGCUCCAGUGGGUGGACACAAGAAGAGACCAGGUUCAGCUGUGCUCUAAGAAGCUGCAGGUUCUGUUUGCCUCCACCUGUCAAAUACAAAGCACUCUUGGAGUGCUUCAUCUGGACUCCAUCCAGGAGCUGGUUGUGGAUGAUUUAUGGCAUCACAAAACACUGGAAAGUAUGGUUCCUUAUCUGGGCCAGAUGAAGAACCUUUGCAAGCUUUCUCUUGCUACGAUGAAAAUGGAAUGUUCUUGCACCUCGGAGAAUUUACGCAAAUACUUGUCUGAGCUGCUGCAGCAGGGAAAUCCCCAAAUCAAUGAACUUAAAGGCUUAUUCCGUUAUGAAAACCUCGACGAGGUCUUCAGCCAGUGCUGCCAGCUGAGCUUCUUCAGCAUCUAUGGGAACCGCAUGUCCUUGGCUGCCCUGCAGAACCUGCUGAGCCACACAGCCAGGCUGAGGCAGUUACAGCGAGGGCUGUAUCCGGCCCCUGUGGAGAGCUAUGACCACGAAUGUUUGUUGUAUGGAUGUGAAGUCAGCAAGAGCGCCGGUGCCACAGCCAAUGCCCAGCACAAGGACGCUGACGUACCAUCAGCCGUCUGCAGCAGUGAAGAACUCCAAGGGGCUCCUCAGGCCCCUGAGGAGAGAGCAGAUGGCUACACCUGA
Molecule: messenger RNA, 3498 nt
Organism: Dipodomys ordii (Ord's kangaroo rat)
Lineage: Eukaryota; Metazoa; Chordata; Mammalia; Rodentia; Heteromyidae
Exons: 10
Coding region: 1-3498 (1165 amino acids)
Cellular component (GO): cytoplasm
Source: RefSeq, a predicted model, not a curated record